Emiliania huxleyi CCMP1516 is the source of this 1078-nucleotide messenger RNA. Its product is annotated as putative endopeptidase Clp. The transcript is spliced from 5 exons. The coding region runs from base 7 to 825 and encodes 272 amino acids. Gene Ontology annotation, molecular function: serine-type endopeptidase activity; ATPase binding; ATP-dependent peptidase activity. Lineage: Eukaryota; Haptophyta; Isochrysidales; Noelaerhabdaceae. Gene Ontology annotation, biological process: protein quality control for misfolded or incompletely synthesized proteins. Gene Ontology annotation, cellular component: endopeptidase Clp complex. The record is from RefSeq and is a predicted model, not a curated record.
GCUCCCAUGCACGCCCGGGGGGCGCAGCGCCUCCACAGCGCCGGGCUGCUCUUCGGUGCCUUCCUCUGGCUCGCUAGGGGAGCGAUAGCGCUCACGCACGCCCCGAUCGGCGCCGCCGCCGCCAGACGGGCGCAGCGGGCGAGGUGCGCCGCAGUCGAGGGCGGCGGCGGGCAGCUGCUGCGCGCGCCCACAGGCUGGGCGCCGCGGAGGGGAGGCGGCGCGCGGAUGCCGUUCGGCGCGCCAAAGGUGGCGUACAAGGUGCCCGAGACGACGAGCGACGACUGGGUGCAGGCCAACGAGCCGCUCUACCGCGAGCGGCUCGUCUUCCUGGGGCAGGAGAUCGACGACUACGUGUGCAACCAGUGCAUCUCGUCGCUGCUGUUUGCCGAUGCCGAGGACAGCAGCGAGCCACUCUUCCUCUACAUCAACUCGCCCGGAGGGUCGGUGAUCGCGGGGCUCGCGCUGUACGACACGAUGCAGCACAUCGACUCGGACGUGCUCACCUGCAAUAUCGGGAUGGCCGCAUCGAUGGCGUCCUUCAUCCUGGGCGCGGGCGAGCGGGGCAAGCGGACGGCGCUUCCGAGCUCGCGCGUGAUGGUGCACCAGCCGAUGGGGGGGUCCGAGGGGCAGGCGGAGGACGUCCGUGUGGAGGCGGAGCAGAUCAUCAAGAUCAAAGGCACGCUGGUCACCAUGUACUCGCACAUGACGGGGCGCACGCGCGAGCAAAUCGUGGCCGACUUCGAGGGCGGAGACAAUUACAUGUCGGCGGAGCAGGCGCUCGAGUACGGCCUCAUCGACCGCAUCAUCGGCCCUACGCACGACUGACUCCGCGGGAGGACACGCAUCGUCCACGCCGUGCAGCCCUCAGCUCUUGCCUCUCCCUUCGGCUAGGCUUGGCCAGUCGGAGUCGCCCCACAGGCCUCUGCUGAGAAGCUGAUUCAAAACUGGCAACUGGAACUGCUCUCUGCUGUCGUACCUGUGGUGCACUUUACUGCUUAGCGACCUGAGCGGGCGGCGCGUUACGCUGCGUGUCUCGGCACUAUUCGCGCGGACGUCCAAAAACAAACAAUCUUCUUCC